AUGACUCCGUUCACAUCUGGGAAGCUCGCCCCUGCGCAGGUCGCGGCCAUCGGAGCCCUGAAGCUGAAGGUGGGACGCCGCCGGAAUUCCGCCCAGGGGACCCCAAAAACUGGGAGGACGCUCUCAGGGGUCGGGGCUUUACGCUCCCGUCUGGUUACGGCAGGAGAUCACUUACGAUUUCCGUGCUCUAACCAAAAGCGCUUGCGAAGCGCCCGCGCCCCUGAACGAGUGAGAGAGCUGAAGUUGUGUGUCACGGCUUGUUUAUGCAAGCGGGCCCGAGGGUACGGCGGGCCACCUCCAGAUCCUGAGACUCUCCGGACCUUCAGUGAGUUAGAAUGGCCAGCCUUUGACGUAGGAUGGCCCUCUGAAGGGACUUUUAACCUCCCCCUUCUCUAUGCCAUUCAAGGGGUGGUUUACAGAGUGCCCCAUCCAGAUCAGAUGAUUUAUAUAGAUGUUUGGGUAGAUAUAGCUACCGAACGACCGAAGUACAUACGCUGUUGUCAGUCAGGCAGAAAUAGGAUGCGGCAGAGCGUCUGUGUAGCUGCUAGACAAAGGCCAGGAGGGGGGAGAAAAACUCCUCUCCAGGAGCAGGAACAAAGGCACCCCCGAGUAAAUCCUGGAGAGAAAACUCCUCCCCAGGAGCAGGAACAAAGGAAGCCCCAAGUAAAUCCCGGAGAGAAAACUCCUCCCCAGGGGCAGGAACAAAGGAAGCCCCAUGUAAAUCCCGGAGAGAAAACUCCUCCCCAGGGGCAGGAACAAAGGAAGCCCCGUCUAUAUCCGGUACUGCCAGAGCAGCCAGAGGAUUCUCUACUAGCCCCAACUGCCCCGCCGCCAUACAAUCCUACCCCGCAACCCGACUCCACCACGGGGGAGGAGUUGAUGAGUCCCCCUCACACAAGGAGGGGAACCCUAUACGGGGCGCCCCACCCCCAGGUGGGAGGGGCUGGCGUCCCGCUUCCCGGGCCCGGGGCGCCCCACCCCCAGGUGGGAGGGGCUGGCGUCCCGCUUCCCGGGCCAGGGGCGCCCCACCCCUCAGAGGGAGGGGCCAACAUCUUGCCCCUCCGGGAGGUGCCGCCGGGCCCUGAUGCCCCGGCCUUUAAUCCCCCUCGUCUAGUUUAUGUCCCUUUUUCUACCAGUGAUUUAUAUAAUUGGAAACUUCAGAAUCCCCCGUUCUCUGAAAAGCCCCAGGGCUUAAUCUCCCUUCUAGAGACCGUUUUUAGGACCCACCAGCCUACGUGGGAUGACUGCCAACAGAUACUCCAAACUCUCUUCACCUCUGAAGAGAGAGAGAGAAUCCUUCGAGAGGCCGAAAAGGCCGUAAGGGAAGAAGAAGGAGGGCUGGGAGGAAACCGGAGGGGGGUUGGGGAUAUACUCCCCAACCCGCCUCCGGACUGGGACCCAAAUUCAAGUGCGGGGAGGGAAGCUCUAUUCCAGUAUCGCCGAGCUCUCCUGAGGGGGGUACGAGCAGCAGCCAGAAAGCCAACCAAUUUCAGUAAGAAACUUCAGGCCACCAUCACUUUCAAACAGACUGAGGUGCCAGGGACCAAUACUCCAGGACCUGCCCGGGUAGAGGUAACUGUGCCACUCUCAGAAGAAUACCUGCUGGCAACCCUCCAGGAAGGUAAGGAGGAGAAAGGAGUACCAGAAACCCUCCUCUCUGAGAUUCCCAGAGUCUGGGCAGAGACUAAUCCACCAGGCCUAGCACUCCACCAACCUCCAGUGCUAGUCCAGCUAAAAAGCACUGCCAGCCCUAUUCGGGUGAGACAGUACCCAGUACCCAGCCGAGCACGGCAGGGGAUCGCCCAACACCUUAAGCGACUUCUAAAAGCAGGUAUUCUACGGGAGUGUCAGUCAGCCUGGAAUACUCCCUUGUUACCAGUACAAAAGCCUGGGACGGCGGAUUACCGGCCAGUUCAAGAUCUGAGGGAAGUAAAUAUGCGGGUAGAGACUAUACAUCCCACGGUGCCCAACCCAUAUACCCUGCUAAGUUCUUUGCCCCCGACUCAUACUCAUUACUCGGUACUAGAUUUAAAGGACGCCUUCUUUUGCAUACCGCUAGCCCGUCAAAGCCAAGAGAUCUUUGCCUUUGAGUGGAAUGAUCCUGAAAAUGGAUUAGUAGGCCAGUAUACCUGGACGCGCCUACCACAAGGGUUUAAGAACUCACCUACCAUUUUCAGUGAGGCCCUAGGUAAGGACUUGCAGGCUUUCCACAUCUCCCACCCCACGACAGUACUCCUGCAGUAUGUGGAUGACAUCCUCAUUGCGGAGAGGAGUGCGGAGAAGUGCGAGGCUGCUACUAAGGACCUACUCCGAGACCUAGAAAAGAUGGGAUACCGUGUGUCAGCCAAGAAAGCCCAGAUUGUGACUCAAACCGUAAGUUACCUGGGGUAUAACCUGCAGAAUGGGCAAAGAACCUUAUCCAAUCAGAGGAUUCAAACAGUCCUACAAAUCCCAGAACCUACCAGCAAGAGACAGGUACGGGAGUUUCUCGGAGCAGUAGGAUACUGUCGGCUUUGGAUCCUAGGUUUUGCAGAGUUGGCCCAACCACUGCACCAGCUAACUUGGGGAAAGGAAGAAAAGUUUGAACGGACUAGCGAGGCAAGAAGGGCCUUCCAGGCCCUGAAGGAGGCCCUCGUUGUGGUCCCGGCAUUAGCGCUGCCGGACCUAUCUAAGCCAUUUCAACUAUUCAUAGCCGAGAAAGAAGGAACUGCAUUAGGGGUGCUGUGCCAAGAGCUCGGUCCAUGGAGAAGACCUGUAGCCUACCUAUCAAGGAGACUUGACCCUGUAGCUUCUGGCUGGCCAGCAUGUCUGAGGGCCUUAGCGGCCACCUCUGUGUUAGUCAAAGAAGCAAGCAAGCUCACCUUAGGCCAAGACAUUCAGGUAAUCGGAGAGCACUAUCUAGAGCAGGUCUUACGGGCACCCCCAGACAGAUGGCUUUCGAAUGCCCGACUGACUCAGUAUCAAGCUCAGCUCCUAAAUCCUCCAGCUGUGCAGUUCGUCAAAACAACCACCCUGAACCCUGCGACCUUGUUGCCCUUACCAGACGCAGCUAUAACCCAUAACUGUACAUGGGUAUUAGACUCUAUCACUGGUUCCCGACCCGAUUUACGGGACCAGGCCUAUGACAAGCCUGAUUUAGUUCUUUUUACUGAUGGAAGCAGCUUCAUGCGGGAAGGGCGGCGACUAGCAGGGGCGGCAGUCACCACUGAGACGAAGGUGAUCUGGCAGAAGGCGUUGCCAGCUGGAACUUCAGCCCAGCGAGCUGAACUGAUUGGCCUAAUCCAGGCUCUGCGUCUAGCAGAAGGUAAGACCGCUAAUAUCUACACCGACAGCAGGUAUGCUUUCGCCACCGCUCACAUCCACGGAGCCAUUUACAAAGAGCGUGGCCUCCUUACUGCCGGUGGGAAGGAAGUUAAGAACAAGGAAGAGAUCCUGGCCCUCUUGGAAGCUAUAUGGCUCCCCGCUAAGGUAGCCAUAAUACAUUGCCGAGGGCAUCAGAAAGGUGAGUCACCCAUCAUCAGGGGAAACGAAUUAGCUGACGCCGCUGCUCGGAAAGCUGCUGAAGGAGAAGUAGUUGUUCUUCCACUCAUUCCACGCCUCGAAAUCCCCCCAAAACUUAUCUACACCCCCGAGGAAGAGCAAGUAAAUGCCCAGAAUAAGAAGUAUCCUCCCCUGGUGAGGUACCGAGGUAAGAGUCCAGGUGAGCUAUGGGAAGUAGAUUUCACCGAAAUGGGACCAGGAAAAUCUGGGUAUAAGUAUCUCUUAGUAUUAGUAGACACUUACUCAGGUUGGACUGAAGCCUUCCCCACUAAGGGGGAGACCGCUUCCAUUGUAUGCAAACCACUCCUAAGAGAAAUUAUCCCCAGAUAUGGGCUUCCAUUAGCUAUUGGCUCAGAUAAUGGCCCGGCCUUUGUCUCAAAGGUCUCCCAAGAAUUGGCCAGCAAAUUAAUGAUUGAAUGGAAGCUCCAUUGUGUUUAUAGACCCCAGAGUUCAGGACAAGUAGAAAGAAUGAACAGAACUCUAAAAGAGACUAUUAUUAAAUUAAAGGAAGAGACUGGCGAAAACUGGGUCGAGCUUCUUCCUUUUGCCUUAUUCCGGGUAAGGUAUACCCCUUACGUGGGGUCUUGGACCCCAUAUGAAAUCAUGUUUGGGCAACCUGUCCCCAUUAUUCCCAAACUUUCCAGUGAAGAAAUAGCCAGCACAAAUUAUAACUUCCUUAAGUCCCUCCAGGCCUUGCAGCAGGUGCGACAGGAGAUACGAGUCCUACGACAUCAGCCCCCAGCUGAAACGACCCAGUGGCCUACUCCUCCUGAACCAGGCCAGUGGGUGUGGAUCCUCAACCACCGGCGAGGAAACCUGGAGCCACGGUGGGUCGGCCCCUUCCAGGUCCUGCUCAGCACCCUCUCUGCAGUGCGAGUCGCAGAGAAACCCUACUGGAUUCAUCUAUCACACACAAAGCCAGCUCAACCUCCUAGGGAACAUCAAGGCACAUGGCGAGUCAGCAGAGAUCCUGAGCGACCGCUGAGCCUAAAGUUCCUAAAACAGUAAGGUUGUUCCUGAUUAUAGUAACUCUGUCCAUGAACCACGGGAAAGCUCUAAGCCAAGGCCUAGAACAGCAGGAGUGGGUACUCAUAAGGACAGCAGAUGGCACAGUCAUUGCCACAAAUUUUACUUGGGAUACAGGCCCAGUAACUCUAAGUGCAGAUUUCUCCCAGUUUUUUGGUGACAAACUUUGUGAUGUUCCCGGAAUGAACAGAAUAGACCCAUACAAACAAGGAUUAGGGAAUCUCUGUGAAAAGGGUGGGGGAGAAGAUGGCUUAAAUCGAGACCUCAUCCGAACCCGGUUCUACACUUGCCCAGAAUCCCCACCAGGGAAAAGACAGACGUGUGGCAGCGCUCUUGGGGACUACUACUGUAAAGCAUGGGGUUGUGAGACCCUCUCCAAUGGGUGGAGCCUCGGAGGGGGAAGGGAUAAAACUAUCACCCUCCAAAAGGGUGAAAGAUGGAAUCGGAACUGCGCCACAAACGACUGUAAUCCAACUGUAAUAACUGUUUUAAACCCUAAAGACCCCAAAUGGGCUAAAGGACGAACCUGGGGCCUCCGCCUAUAUAUCACAGGGGAUGACCCAGGAACUCUAUUUACUGUAAAGAGAUUACCCACCAGGGGAAGGCCCCUCCUGAGAGGAGCAGUAGGCAGAUUGCCACCUCGCCCGCCCAAACCUACUGUAAGCCUAGCCGCUACGCGCUCU
Messenger RNA from Artibeus jamaicensis (Jamaican fruit-eating bat), 5249 nucleotides. RefSeq lists its product as uncharacterized. The transcript has 6 exons. Gene Ontology annotation, molecular function: RNA-DNA hybrid ribonuclease activity; nucleic acid binding. The record is from RefSeq and is a predicted model, not a curated record. Lineage: Eukaryota; Metazoa; Chordata; Mammalia; Chiroptera; Phyllostomidae. Gene Ontology annotation, biological process: virion assembly; DNA integration. Bases 1 to 4548 code for a protein of 1515 amino acids.